Molecule: messenger RNA, 1299 nt
Organism: Morchella importuna
Lineage: Eukaryota; Fungi; Ascomycota; Pezizomycetes; Pezizales; Morchellaceae
Exons: 2
Coding region: 1-1299 (432 amino acids)
Biological process (GO): mRNA catabolic process; negative regulation of translation
Cellular component (GO): CCR4-NOT complex
Source: RefSeq, a predicted model, not a curated record
AUGCGUAUCUCACACGACACGCUCUCGCCCGACCUCAUCCACCUCCUCUCCGCCUUCACGACGACCUUCGCCUCCACAGCCCACUCCUUCCUCAAACAAGAGUCGGUGCACGCCGAGCCCUUCAGCCGCGUGUGCGAGCUGCACACCACGCUGCUAUACCUCUCCGAGUCGCCGCACCCCACCGCCCUCCUGCAGCAGCUUGGCGGCCGAGACGGGGCCGACGGCGAUGGCAAUGGCGACGUGAAGCACGCGCAGGAGCUGCUGGGGUUCAUGCUGAACGCAGAGUUCAUGCUGUGGGAGCUGUACCGCGGGCAGGGGUGCAGCGUGUUGGAGAACCCGAGCUUGUUCCAUUGGGUCACGGUGGGGCGCGAGUGGGAGCGCAGGGAGCGCACCGCCGUGUGGGGCGUCAGGGAGAAGGUGCUGAAGAUUAGGGUGGCAUUUGUGAGGGGCAUUCUGUGUGAGGAGGGGCCGAAGUUGGCAGAGUUCACGCCCCAUGAUUGUGCGUCCCGUGGCAUCGACUUCCCAGUCGACCUCGCAGCAUUCAUGCCUGCGCUGCAUGCCCAGGGCAUCUAUGACGACUAUGAGGAGCCUGCGGCGGCGGCGGCAGAGCCACAGCCAGAGCCAGAGGAACCAGAGCCCUCGUAUAGCAGCCUGCUCGAGAACUCGACCGACGAGUCCGGGUAUUCGUCUGCGGCAUCGCCCCCAGCGACCCCCACACCGGCCGACCAGCUGACGGCGCUCCUCCUCAAGGCCACGACGGACCCGCUCCCCACACAGCUCACCCAGAAUCUGCUGACGCAUCUCUCGACUAACCGUAGCCUCCUCUCAGCCUACCCGCUUGACUUCCUCUCGGUGUCUACGCUCGCCGCAUACGUCUCCUGCAACCCCGUUCUGGCCCGCGGCAUCGUCGUGCUCCUGCUCGAGGCUACGUCGCUGGCGCGGCGUGCGGAGGUGCUAGGGACGCUUGCGGGGCUGCCGGUAGCACUCGGAAUGUUGGAUCUGGUGAACCGCGUGCUCAUGGAGGUUGGGCUUCUGGGCGCGCAGGAAAAGAGCCAUCUUCUGCAUGGAUACCUUAAUAAUGCCAUCCGUGCCGCGGAGGAGGAGAGCGGUGGGAAGAGGGUCCAGACGAGAACCGUGCAGCUGAUUGUGCUAUUUGUGACGGCGCUGAUUAGGGGCGAGGUUGUGGCGCCGGAGGAGGUGUUUUAUGAGGUGCAGGAGCUGGGCGUUAGGUUUGCGUGGGUGAGGGAGGCGAGGGAGUUGUGGAGAGGACUGUGUGCGGUGACGGAGGGCGAGGUUUAG